AUGGCUAUCAAACAAAUAGUAAGGUACUAUGGUGAUGUCCAUGAUAGUUAUGAUGCUACCUCAGGUGUGAUGGACCUUCUCCAUGCAUUAUAUAAUGGAAACGAUCCGGGAACGGGUAUAAGAUACUUUUCAAUCUGGGGAACUAAUCUAUUAGGACCUAGAUUACCUCAGAUAUUCGUCGAUUAUAGUAUAUUGAUGCAGAAUAAUUUAUUCGGUGAUUAUCCAAAACCUAGUGAUGUAGUACCUUCCGCUAUAUUUGCAGGAAUUUUCUUGUUGUUGAUGGUUAUGCACUUAGGACUUUAUAUUGUGAAUUUAACUAGAAAACAUUAUUUCCACUUUAAUUUAUUUUGGGCAGUCUACUGUGCUACAAGGGCGAUAAGUUUUGUAACGAGAAUAACAUGGAGUUAUCAUAUAAUUAAUGUUGAUAUGGGUUUGGCAAAUGAAAUUCUUUUAGUCAUCUCCUCAGUAUUGGUUGUGCCUUCUAAUUUGAUUUUGACUCAACGAUUGUUUACUUGGAGACAUCCUGUUGGUGGUUCCAGAAGAUUAUUCACUUAUUUUAUGUGGUCAUUGUAUGCAUUGGUGGCUGGAGUUGUUGCAAUGACAGUCGUUGCGUCAGUGAAACCCUAUAUUACGAAUUUGAGUGUUCGUAAUUUUUUAAAUUUUAAGAUUUGUGUUAUGGUUUCAGCAGUAUUGAUUAUUGUUUACUCAUUAACGGCUAUUUUCUUAUUGUUGUUAUCAUAUUUUUUCAAACCAACAAGAAAGGAUGAAAACUUAUAUACAUAUCAGCCAUGGUGGAUCGAGUCAUUUCAUCCAUUUUAUUUUGUCAAGAAAGGUGCCAAAGAAGAAGCUGAAGAAACAUUCAUGAAAAGAAACCAUAAUCAUCGUCAUGCUAUAAGAGUCAUUGCAGCUACUCAUCAUCAUUACAACAUGGUGGAAGGUUUGACCAAUCAAAGAGGUAAUUUGGAGCAUAAUAAGUCAAUCUUAAUCAUAUCCAUAUCAACACUUUUCUUAUUCGUUGCAGCAGUUUUAAGAGCUAUAGUUGUAUUUCAAUCAAAUAAAGUAAUCAAUCAAAGUGUUGUUGCCCAUGCAUCUGUCAUGUAUGUAUUCUGGGGAGGUUUUGAAGUUAUAAUAAAUUUGCUAUUCUUAUUUGGUAGAGUUGAUUUGAGAUUCUACCGUCCAGAUAAAUUACCUAAGAAAGUUAGAAGUAUCAUCACCGCUGAACAAUCUGUUACAUUAUCAAGAAUACAAAGUAGCGAUGAAAGUUAUGACGAUGAUGAUGACUUCAUGACUGACGAAUACUCCCGUGAAUAUACCAAAGAUAAAAAACCAGGUUUCAGUAGUAAUGAUGAUACCCCAAUAAAUAAUGGUUACGAAUCGAAGCUCAGUGUCCCAGAGAGUGUCAGUGAUAAUGAAUCAGAAUUCCAUUUUUGA
Molecule: messenger RNA, 1431 nt
Organism: Yamadazyma jaroonii
Lineage: Eukaryota; Fungi; Ascomycota; Pichiomycetes; Serinales; Debaryomycetaceae
Source: the annotation of a GenBank genome assembly